AUGGAUCCCUCCACGCCGGCCAUCGAGAACGUUGCCGCGGGCGAUACAGAGCAAGCCGCGCCGGCUACUCUAACACGGCGCGACAGCACUUCUCAGCGGAGUGACAAUUCCCAGACGGCAGCCGACAUCCUCCGGGAACAGGAGCAGCUUGAAGCUGACGCGCGCGAAGCCCUACCAUACAGCAUCUCGAACUGCACCAAAGACCUCGGAGCCCUUCGUCAAAAUGUCUACUCAUGCCUCACCUGCAACCCUCUCCCCGCGAAUCCGACCGACCCAUACAAUGCCGCGGGAAUCUGCUACGCGUGCUCGGUGCAAUGUCAUGGCGAACACCAGCUCGUCGAGAUCUUUGCCAAGCGCAACUUCACCUGCGACUGUGGCACCACGCGCCUACCUGCGACGAGCCCUUGCACCCUGCGCUUGGAUCCUACGACCAAUGCCAAGGGUGACGUCCACUCUGAAGAGCCAGCGGCCAACAACAAAUACAACCAGAACUUUCGCAACAGAUUUUGCGUCUGCGAGUGCGAUUACGACCCCUUCCAACAGAAAGGGACCAUGUACCAAUGCCUGGGACUGGGCACACACGAGACGGGAGGCUGCGGUGAGGACUGGUAUCAUCCUGGCUGCAUCAUGGGUCUCGGACCUAGGUGGUACGAGAAGAUGGAAGGGAAGAAACCUGAGCAUACUGCAUGCUCUCAUAGUGGCGCCUUGGCCUCAAUAUCAGAGGCAGCCGAGACAGAAGUUCAGAGUGAAUCCGAUGCGCCUGCGCCUGCGCCUGCGCCUGCGCCUGCGCCAGCAACGGCCAAUGAGACAGGAGACGACAAUGAGGAGGAAACACCGAACCCUGCCGGGUUCCCCGCGGAUGACGACUUCGAGAGUUUCAUCUGCUUCAAAUGCGUCGACACAGCCCCUUGGAUCAAGCGAUAUGCCGGUACCCCAGGAUUCCUCCUCCCGGUACACUAUAGGCCCGAAGGUGACAGCGAAGAGAAGACCGUCUCGGACGAGGCCCCUGGUGACUUGAACAAGAAGCGCAAGGCAGAGGACGGUGACACCGUGGAUUCUCAAGAGUCAAAGAGGCUUAAGGUCGAGUCGGAUGCCGUGGGCAAUGCUGAUGCCGAGCCCAAGCCUGAAGACGACAGCACCGUGGUUACAGAGUCCAAGGUCGAUACUAAGCCCGAAGCCUGCAAAUACGAGGCUUUGCCUUCAACACCAGAGGGAACGUUCUCCUUGUUCUGCGCCGAGUCGUUUAGGGACCGUCUCUGCAGAUGUACAAGUUGCUUCCCUAACCUUGCACCGCAUUCCCAGCUUAUAGAGGACGAGGAAGUGUACGAGCCUCCGGUUUCUGAGGAUGGAUCCGACAACGGUGGUUCAACUCACGGCAGCGGCAGCCUGUACGAGAGGGGCGAGAGUGCCCUGCGCAACGUGGACCGGGUACGCGCCAUCGAGGGUGUCAUGGCUUACAAUCAGCUCAAGGACAAGCUGAAGCCUUUCUUCCAACAAUUUGCGGAUAGCGGGCAAGCCAUCAGCGCAGACGACAUCAAGGAGUAUUUUGCGAAGCUGCGCGGUGACGAUGAAGCAAUCAAGGAGGCGGGCGAGUCUGCCAACAAGUCGGAUCACCGGCACGAGCAAGCUGGAUAUUGA
Messenger RNA from Diaporthe batatas, 1638 nucleotides. RefSeq lists its product as uncharacterized. The record is from RefSeq and is a predicted model, not a curated record. Gene Ontology annotation, cellular component: cytoplasm. NCBI's taxonomy places the organism in Eukaryota, Fungi, Ascomycota, Sordariomycetes, Diaporthales, Diaporthaceae. The transcript has 3 exons. Gene Ontology annotation, molecular function: ubiquitin protein ligase activity; zinc ion binding. The coding region runs from base 1 to 1638 and encodes 545 amino acids.